This is a messenger RNA of Cuscuta epithymum, 932 nucleotides long. The record is from the annotation of a GenBank genome assembly. NCBI's taxonomy places the organism in Eukaryota, Viridiplantae, Streptophyta, Magnoliopsida, Solanales, Convolvulaceae.
UCCAAAGAAAUUAUAUCAUAUAGGAUGAAAAUGGAAUCCUUUAGCUCUAAACGGUUACACCAAUUUCCAGACAGAAGUUUGGGAAUGGAAUCAAUUAACCAAUUCAUUCUUUGGAGGUCAAGAUCAAUAGCAAAUGAAAUUCCAUGUUUGAUUUCGGAUAUACGAAUAGCAUUGGAAUCUAAUAUAUUGAAAGAAAAAGUUUUGAUUUCAAUAGAAAAUUCAAACCCAUUCACAUGCCUUCUCCGCUGCAAGCCUCUAUGCUUAGAAAAAGAUGUGGCUUCUCCAGAUCGAGCUCUCGGUCUCUCAUCUUUUUAACCAAGCUCUGCAUAGGUUCUGAUGUGAAUCCCGGUUAGUGUCCCAGAUCUGCGUCCCUGCAAUUGGAACAACGAAAGAACCGAAUCGAAGAGUAGAGGUGCCACUGUCUAUAGACCGUCUAAUACCUCCUGAAGAAGACCCUGUGCCAACUUCUCCAUUGGCGUCGACGAGUUGCUGAGCGAUUGGAGAGGAGCUUGUAGUGACCUUUGUUGCGCCUAUCUCCCCUUGCUUUCCCGCUAAGCUGUUGCUGUGUACACAUUUUGUAUACAACAAUUAAGAAUUGCCAUUAAAGCAAUCGCUGAAAAUAAAGGGUGAGGAAGUCGGCCGAUUCUCAAAAUGUUGUCAUCAACUCUACUAGUAAUCCAGUCAUGCAUUGCACGAGAUGUAAUUUAUGAUUAUUAUACAUGUGAACAAACAUACUUAUGAAUCUAUUCAUCAAUAAGUAGGAUUAAUGUAUAAGUUAACCAAUGAAUUGGGGAAUUCUUAGCUAUAUACGAAGUGAUAUCUAUAAGCUAAUAAGCAUGAAUGAGAGUUAGGGUAUUAUGGGUGUGGAAAAAUUUGUUGAUGGUAUCAUAAGCUUAGUUGACAUGUACAACAUGUUUUUUAAAGGAAAACUA